Molecule: messenger RNA, 429 nt
Organism: Protopolystoma xenopodis
Lineage: Eukaryota; Metazoa; Platyhelminthes; Monogenea; Polystomatidea; Polystomatidae
Source: the annotation of a GenBank genome assembly
AUGAUGCAAUCAGUUACCAUUCAGAACAUUCCAUUGGCGGCGCCGCCGGACUGGCGCCUGCUGCGCUUGAUGACGACGCAGUCGCUGGUCAACCGGCCACAGCUGCAGUCGGUCAAUCAGUUGCCGGAGUGGCCGGAGGCAGUCCACAAGUGGCAUCGGGUGGAACAGGAGCAAUUGGUAGCUCGAAAGGAUCAAAUGGAGCUGGAACUGCAAAUGGACCAGGUCCGGGUAUUAGCACAGCUGGAAGUGGAACAGGAGGAGGAGGAGCAGCAGCAGCAGGCGGUCGGGACCGCUGCCCACACUGGACCUAGCAACACUGGGGCUCUGGGAGCAACUGGCGGUCUCGGUCAAGUCGGACAGAUUGGCAGCUCGUUGUGCGGUAGCUCAGGCACAACGGGCAGCUCGAAUGAACUUGAUCAGGUGGCAUGA